CUUGAGUUUUUUCAUACCAAACCAGAAAAUUUAGAAGAGCCACUAGUAUAAACUUUUGUUUCCACAAAGCACUGUAUAUUUAUCACCCAAGCUAGCUUAAUGGCUCAAAUCUUAACCCCAAAAACUCUGCACCCAAAAUAUGGAAACUAUGUAACAGUCCUCAGUAUCGAUGGAGGAGGAAUCAGAGGAAUGAUCCCUGGAGUUAUUCUUGCUCAUCUUGAAGCUGAGCUUCAGAAAAUAGAUGGCGAGCAUGCAAGACUUGCCGAUUACUUUGAUGUGAUUUCAGGAACUAGCACGGGUGGUCUUAUCACAGCCAUGCUAACUGCACCAAACAAAGAAAAUCGGCCUUUGUAUGCUGCAAAAGAUAUUGUCCCAUUUUACUACAAAGAAUGCCCCAAGAUUUUCCCACAACCAACUAAUAUAUUUGCUCAGGUUAUGGAUUCAAUGCAAGAUCUGACGAGCCCAAAAUAUGAUGGAAAGUAUUUGCAUAAACUAGUGAAAGACUUACUGGGGACAAGAAGAUUGCAUGAUACUUUGACAAACGUUGUCAUUCCUACUUUCGAUGUCAAGAAACUUCAGCCAACUAUCUUUACCAGUUAUGAGACGGUCGGUGAUCAUAAAGUGAUGGAUGCACAUCUUUCAGACAUUUGCAUAGGCACCUCUGCAGCCCCAACUUAUCUUCCUGCUCAUCAUUUUACAAACACUGAUAAAAAUGGAAAAGCUGAACAAUUCGAUCUCAUUGACGGUGGCGUCUGCGCUAAUAACCCGUCUCUGGUGGCCAUCAGUGAAGUGACCAAAAUUAUCCUUAAGAAUGAUCCGACCUAUACCACAUUUGCUUCGGAAAAUUUUCGGUUUCUGCUGGUUUCAAUAGGCACGGGUUCCAACAGAGGUGAGAAGAAGUACGAUGCUAAAUUAUGUGCCAAGUGGGGACCUUUGUCCUGGAUAGCACACCAGGGAAGUACUCCUAUCACUGAUGUUUUCAUGGAAGCCAGCUCCGACAUGGUUGAUUACCAUAACACUAUUGUCUUCGAAGCCUUUCGUUCUAAAGAUAAGGUUCUCCGCAUCGAGGAUGACACACUUCAUGGAGAUUUAGCUUCAGUGGAUAAGGCUACCCCACAAAACCUACGUAAUCUGGAGGAAGUUGGUAAGAAAUUGCUCAAAAAGCCUGUUUCACGUCUCAAUUUGAGAACUGGAACUCGUGAUCCGGUUCCAGAUGCUGGCACCAAUGAGGACGGACUCAGAAGGUUUGCUGAGGAACUUUCAAAGGAAAGGAAACUGCGCUUGUCUAAGGCCAACGUGGCAGGAAAAUAAGUGCUACUCAUCAUAACAUCAUCUUCCAUGUAUAAUAAGUCAAUAAAUAAAUGUUCUAAUUUGCUCAGGCCUUGAUAUCAUCUGGCGAGCUGCUUGGAACUGUUCGUUUUAAUUUCAAUUGGCCGAUCGUUAUGAUCUUUGGCUGGAAAAGUCUUUUUUUUUUUGUCCUGUUAUGAAAUUGUAAGUUCAAUAAUGUUUUCAAUGGUGGGACCAUAUAUAUAAUAAAUGUUGGGCAUGUUA
Messenger RNA from Humulus lupulus (European hop), 1551 nucleotides. Its product is annotated as patatin-like protein 1. Gene Ontology annotation, biological process: lipid metabolic process. The transcript has 7 exons. The record is from RefSeq and is a predicted model, not a curated record. NCBI's taxonomy places the organism in Eukaryota, Viridiplantae, Streptophyta, Magnoliopsida, Rosales, Cannabaceae. Gene Ontology annotation, molecular function: glycerophospholipase activity; monoacylglycerol lipase activity. The coding region runs from base 100 to 1311 and encodes 403 amino acids.